Messenger RNA from Lolium rigidum, 1503 nucleotides. Its product is annotated as GTPase ERA1, chloroplastic. Gene Ontology annotation, molecular function: rRNA binding; ribosomal small subunit binding; GTP binding. Lineage: Eukaryota; Viridiplantae; Streptophyta; Magnoliopsida; Poales; Poaceae. Bases 1 to 1215 code for a protein of 404 amino acids. The record is from RefSeq and is a predicted model, not a curated record. Gene Ontology annotation, biological process: ribosomal small subunit assembly. The transcript has 9 exons.
AUGGAGCUAGGCCUGGCGCUCCGGCUCGUCGCGCCGCCGGCAUGUCUCUCUCGCCGUAGGGCCCUUGCGCCGCCGUGCGCGCCACUAGGAAGCAGAGUAUGGUCUGUGAGGCGCGAGCGUAGUAGUAGGGCUGGGGCUGUGGCGAGUGGGGGUCUGAGCUAUGCUGUGGUUGAAGAGGACGAGGAGAUGGAUGUGGAAGAGGAGGGUGAUGCGAGGCCGCGGCUGGAGCUCAUCGAGAAGCCGGACCGGAGCCUGGCGCUGCUCGACGAGUACGAGGCGGAGGAGCUGGGGGCGGCGCUGUGCGCCAACCACCGCAGCGGUUAUGUUGCUGUGCUAGGGAAGCCGAAUGUCGGCAAGAGCACCCUUAUAAACCAAAUUGUUGGUCAGAAGCUUUCCAUCGUAACAGAUAAGCCACAGACUACACGUCAUCGCAUCCUCGGUAUAUGUUCAGAACCAGAAUACCAGAUAAUACUUUAUGACACGCCAGGUGUCAUCAAGAAGGAGAUGCACAAGCUAGACUCGAUGAUGAUGAAGAAUGUUCAGAGUGCUAUUGGCAAUGCAGACUGCGUGAUCGUUGUUGCUGAUGCUUCCAAACUGCCUGAAAAGAUAGAUGAUAUGCUGGAAGAAAGUGUGGGGAACAAAGAGACUGCGGUCCCUGUUGUGUUGGUACUGAACAAGAAAGAUAUGAUAAAACCAGGAGAAAUUGCAAAGAAACUCGAGUGGUAUCAAAAAUUCACUAAUGUAGAUGAUGUUAUACCUAUAAGUGCUAAAUUUGGUCAUGGAGUCGAUGAUAUCAAGGAGUGGAUAUUGUCAAAGCUUCCGCUGGGUCCUGCUUACUACCCCAAGGACAUAGCUAGUGAACACCCCGAGAGAUUCUUUGUGGGGGAAAUAGUGAGGGAAAAGAUUUUCCUUCAAUAUAGGCAGGAAAUUCCAUACGCGUGCCAGGUUAAUGUUACAAGUUACAAAAGCAGGCCUGGUGCCAAGGAUUUUAUUCAAGUUGAGAUACUUGUCGAGAGGGAAUCACAAAGAAGCAUUAUACUUGGGAAGGAAGGGAAAGCUAUAAAGACGUUGGCAACAGCAUCAAGGCUUGAUAUCGAGGAUUUCCUUCAAAAGAAGGUUUAUCUUGAGAUAGAUGUGAAGGUGAAGGAGAACUGGAGACAAGAUGAACGGCUUUUGAAACGUUACGGCUAUGGCGGGGAGAUUCAAGCUUUAUGAGUACAAGCAUGAUUUCUCUUAUCAAACCACAAGAGUAGGAAUUAGCUUGUUUUUAAAAUUUUCUUUUCCCCCUGCUGAGUGAGGUAUUUAGGUGUUCAAAUUAGAUCAGUUAUUAGUCAGGAACUCUUCCCAAAUUUUGAUGCAUGUCUGGUAUAUCAUGGGGUCGUUGUUUCUGCAUCUAAAUCACAUUUCAGCUCUGUUCUGUCAGAGAUAGGAGAUAGUCUGCAGUGGUGCUAGGCCAACUAAAUCCUGUCUUUUUUUGAAUGGGGAACGUGCUUCUUUUGUCUA